AGGAUUUGAGAAACAUCACGGAUGCGUUUAAGCUGCGUCCUUGUCCUACAAUUCAAGUCGGCGUAUCUGUGCAGUUGCUGCGCAAUCACGAUUUUGGGGAACAAUUGUAGUAAUAGCGGUGGUUGUUACAGCAUUUUAAUUUUACUGCGGUGCGAAACGCAUUUGCGUUAUGGCUCAGAAUGUUCAAAAUGUCACUGUAUCUUUAACUUUGCCGAUAUCUUGCCAAAUCUGUCUCGGAAAGGUUCGGAAGCCCGUUAUUUGUGGCAAUUACCAUGUGUUCUGUUCUGCUUGUAUUGAACUGUGGCUGACGAAGUCGAAUCACUGUCCAACUUGCCGAAUCCCUAUCACCCCUGCAAACCCAUGCCGAGAGAUUAUAGGUGCAACAAAUGAAACUGAAUGUAAUGACAGUGCUUCAGUUAAAAGGAAAUUAAGGAAGACCAGAUUUGAAUUAUUACUGAGGGAUUAUGAGGAGGAAAUCAAGGCUCUGCAUAAUGAAAAUGAAGAACUCAGAAAGAAAAACAUGAGCACAGAAGAACAGCUUAAAAUUUGUCAGCAAGGCUGUCCCAUCACCGCCUCAGAUACAAGUGAAGAUUGUAGAGAAAGCUCACUGGAAGAGAGGAUUGACUCUGAUGUUCUACAGGAAUGGAAAAAAAAGCUUGGAGCUGCCACUGCAAUUUAUGAGAAGGUACAGCUGGAUUUAGAGAAAAUGAAAGAGGCGAACAGGACUCUUCGUGCUCAAAAUGUUAAUCUCGUUCGAGAAAACUUGCAGCUAAAAGUUGAAGUGGACAGUAGAUCACCUCAAAAGUUUGGCAGGUAUACUGUGGCUGCACUGGAGGCAAAGAUCAGCCAGUAUGAGCGGGAUGUGGACCUCUUGAGAAAAGCUCUGGAGCGCAGUGAUAAAUACAUUGAAGAGCUAGAGUCCCAGGUCUCUGAAAAUGAGAGCAAGUGUGACAAGAAGGUAGCCAUUAAGAGCACUGAUGAUAUAUGUCACCAGAGCAUGACUGAUGUUCUGGCUGACAAGGGGAGAGCCAACCAUGCUUGCCAUGUGACGGAGGGACACACACGGAUUGUGACAAUGAGAAGAAGCCUGAGUGAAAUGGGAAAUUCUAUAGUCUGCACAAAACCUGACAGCGAGAUGGCUGAUUUGUCAGGUCCUUCUGGAUUUCACUUGACAACUGCUGUAAAACAAACUGUACCCAGUACGUUUUACAAAGAUCAGACUUUUACUCCAGAUAUUUUGAAUGUGGAUAAUUCUUCAGUCCCAUCGACAUCUAUGAGUUGCCUAAGUCUAAAGAGUCCAAAUGUUCAUAUUGACAAAAGGACUCAAUGUAAGCCCUUGUCCUACCUGAGAAAGCUCAGCUUUGAUGAUUGCUGCAGUAGCACAUUUGUGUCAGCAAACAAACAUUCAGACACAUCCAACAUCAAUGACAGAACGGCCAUUAAUCAUAAAGCUAACCUGACAUCCUCCAGCCCAGUGUUCUGGGGAACAUGCAGCCUAAAUCCAGACUCUCCUAGGGCGACCUCUCUAACUAAAGUCGAUGAGGAACAGAAAAACUCUGAAGAAGAGCAUGCCAAGGCCAGCACUUUACAGUGUAGGACUGACUGCAAAAUGGAAAGUCUUAAAAUGUCAAGUGAGGUUUCCAUGGAUGCCGCAUACUUUGACAAAGUUUCUGAACUGGAUUCAAUGAUAUCAGAGUGUGAAAACUAUAAGGUCUCUCAUUACUCUUUUGAUUCCACACAUUCCUCUGACUUCGAUAUUUCUUUGAUGCAAGAGCCUGAUGCCAGCACAAAGCUCAUAAGGCCAGUGAAAUUUAAUGUUUCACCUAGCACUGACCUCUGUGGUAUAAGGGCACAGAUUGGUGGGACUCUCUUGAACCCCAGCAUGGAAGACACUUCUUGUGCUGGAAUCAACGAUCCGGUCAUCACUGAACCUCUGACUGACAUUUCCUCAAUUAGCAAUUUUGCACUUCAGCCUCAUGACUGGUUUGAGACAAGGACCACAUACUUACUUCUGUCCAGUCAACCCAGUUCUCACCUCACCCAGGCUGACAAUCAUAAUUUAGUGGAAAAUGAAGAUAAAGCAGAAGAUAAAGCACAAAACGGUCAAUCAGCUAAAAGAAAAACUGCCGAAUGUCAUGACGUGUCAAGUCCCUCUAAAGUGUCGAAGUUGCUUUGAGGUUAACAUUUUGUAUUAACGCUAUAUUUUUCAGCUUUCAGAUGAUUCUUAAUCUUACAUAAUGCAGGCAUGUACUGUGUAUCCUAAAAUGUUUCUUUUGCAUAUCCCUGUCUCAACCUGCCCAGCCAAGCAGAAAUGGUUGUACGAUUUUUUGCAGCUUCAGUUCGUAAUGAAGAUUAAUAUUGGUUAUUAAACCUUGCUCAUGUGCAAAAUAAAUGUGUUCUUUUUUUUUUUAAAUCAAUGACACAACAAAAUAAAAUCAUAUCCAGUAAAUGCAUCAUUUGUC
Brienomyrus brachyistius is the source of this 2462-nucleotide messenger RNA. It is a transcript of the gene obi1, whose product is annotated as ORC ubiquitin ligase 1. The coding region runs from base 170 to 2176 and encodes 668 amino acids. The record is from RefSeq and is a predicted model, not a curated record. The transcript is spliced from 6 exons. Gene Ontology annotation, molecular function: ubiquitin-protein transferase activity. Gene Ontology annotation, biological process: regulation of DNA replication; protein monoubiquitination. Lineage: Eukaryota; Metazoa; Chordata; Actinopteri; Osteoglossiformes; Mormyridae.